Molecule: messenger RNA, 956 nt
Organism: Ficedula albicollis (Collared flycatcher)
Lineage: Eukaryota; Metazoa; Chordata; Aves; Passeriformes; Muscicapidae
Product: zinc finger protein 436-like
Exons: 2
Biological process (GO): negative regulation of transcription by RNA polymerase II
Molecular function (GO): DNA-binding transcription repressor activity, RNA polymerase II-specific
Source: RefSeq, a predicted model, not a curated record
GAACCGCUGCUGCCCUGAACCGGCGGGAGCUCGGGGCUGUUUCGUUCCCAAGGCAUGUAUAGAUGGAGGUGGUGGGAAAACCCCAGAGAUCUCAGUGGAGGAGCGGCUGCAAACCCAGCCCAGGGAGCUGCGAGGACGAAAGACCCUCCCUGAGCCAGGAAGGCGGCCGGAGAUCCAGGCAGAGCUCAGAGCUGGUGGAGAAGCCUCAUAGAAGGGAGAAGCCCCACAAGUGCUUGGAAUGUGGGAAGGGUUUCAGGUGCAGCUCUGACCUGAUCCAGCACCAGAGGGUCCACACUGGGGAGAAGCCCUACGAGUGUGGGGAAUGUGGGAAGGGUUUCAGCCGAAGCUCCGCCCUCAUCCGGCACCAGCUGAUUCACGCUGGGGAAAAGCCCUACGGGUGUGGGAAAUGCAGGAAGAGUUUCUGCACAGUAUCUGAUCUGAUGCGGCACCAGGUGAUCCACACUGGGGAACGGCCCUACACCUGCUUGGAAUGUGGGAAGAGCUUUGGGGACAGCUCCACCCUGAGAAAACACCAGCACAUCCACACAGGGGAGAGGCCCUAUGAGUGUCCUGAGUGUGGGAAGAGGUUUCAGACCAGCUCUGAUUGCCUCAGACAUGAGCAGACUCACACAGAGGAGAGGCCCUUCCGCUGCCCUGAGUGCAGGAAGGGAUUCAAGCACAACUCCCAUCUCACUGCCCACCGGCGCAUCCACAGCGGGGAGAGGCCCUACGAGUGUCCUGAGUGUGGGAAGAUCCACUGGCACAUCCACACUGGGGAGAGGCCCUACGAGUGUCCUGAGUGUGGGAAGAGCUUCUCCAGGAGCUCUCACCUGACACGACACCAACGGAGGCUCCACUAAGGGAAGCCCUGUGAGUGCCCUGAGUGUGGGAAGAGCUUCGUGCUCUGCUCCAGCUCCAUCCCCCAUGGAGGAUCAGUGUUGGAUGAUCCCCAGUGA